This is a messenger RNA of Sclerotinia sclerotiorum 1980 UF-70, 5190 nucleotides long. RefSeq lists its product as hypothetical. The transcript is spliced from 4 exons. Bases 1 to 5190 code for a protein of 1729 amino acids. The record is from RefSeq and is a predicted model, not a curated record. Gene Ontology annotation, molecular function: zinc ion binding; nucleic acid binding. Lineage: Eukaryota; Fungi; Ascomycota; Leotiomycetes; Helotiales; Sclerotiniaceae.
AUGGGCCGCAAAGCAUACGCUCAAGGAAUAUCAUAUAAAUCCUUCUAUAGCUGGUAUGGAUCUAUGCUUGACAGACUCCAAAGCGAUGGAUCGAACAUACCUGAACACUUUCUACAGCUAAGUGCUCAAGUUGAGACAUGGAAACACUUCUGGCCCAAUGAAGUUUUCUUGGCAAAUAUACCCACAGGAAAACCUAGGGAAACACCCACUGAUCCCGAGGCUCAGAGCCAAACCACAGCGCUUCAUGAGAAGCCACCGCCCUCCGCUGGACACAAUUUAGCUGAAGAUGCUCCAAUCUAUUCAGAUAAUAUUGAACAGAAUACAUCACAAGAAGUCAUUCCACCAGGUCCAUUAAAGUUUUUGCCAACAGAACAAUCGCCGCAAACCCCAAUAGUUUCGCUCCCUUCUACAUAUCAACCAUCAGCUGCACCAUUGCAUAACACUACGCCUUCAGGCAAUAAAUUGGUUACUAAAACAACACCGCUGCUCGAUGGCCGUGACGAUGAUGCAAAUAAUGAUAUCAAGGAUGCGCCCCAUGGUGUAGCUGAUGCCAAGGAAUCUCCAUUUCUACACAAACCAUGUGCCAACAAUGAAGGACAUAUUGGCAUAGCUGCGCAACAGGAAAGAAGGGACUUUUGUGCAAACUGUCAUGCGGAAGAUCACCUUUUGCAGGCCUGCAUGGGUCCCGUGGAUAAUUUCGGUUUUAUCUCAGGUUGUCCUAGAUGCAACACCAUGACGCAUUUAUUUGAGCACUGUCCUAACCAAAAGAAAAAUGAAUCGACGUCAUAUUUACAUUAUCUAGUCACGGCCAGACAUAAUCGUCCUCCAAUUCGUUGGACACAGGAUAUUCGCGGGAUACCUAAAUUUUGGAAUCAGUCGAGACGUCCAUGGACAUGUGAAUACUCUCUUAAGGAAGCAAUUAAGCCUGAAGGCUCAUGUAUUAGCAGCGGCCGGCCAAAGAGAAAUAUAGAUUAUGAUCCGGCGUGGAAUAAUCCUGAUAAAAUUCCCUCUCAAGCUUAUCCAAAGCAGGAGGUCCAGAAUAUGCGUGAACUAGUGGAAUCAAAACUGGAAAAACUUGUUGAUGAAGGAAUUUUAGAACAGGCACGCAAAACAGACCAUCUGCAUAGAUUGGAAAGAUUUCGCAGGCUCUUGGAGGAAGGUUCACCCCUCCUAAGUCAAAAGCUCGAGGAAGUUCUAAAUUCGAGCAGUCAAAUCUCAUCAUUGAUGCUAGAAAAUAGGAGUGGAAUAUUGACUCUAGCCAGAAGCCUUGACUACAUUGCAGAUUUAGAGUGGAAGCAAGCUAGAGGAGAGUGUUUGCUUCUUCAGGAGAUAGAAACGUUGGUGACGAAAAGAAUGAGACUGAUAGACUUAGAAGUAAGGAUCGAUCAUUAUUUGGGAGAGCUUCAUGCUUCCUAUGAUAAUGAAAUGCAACUCAAGCAAAGAAUUAGGAGGUUGUUAAGCGAAGUACAAUGGCUUGCAAGUUUUGAGAGCAGGCGACAAAAUGGCGCGACUCUGAAUCAUGUUAUUUUUGAGAAAAUUGCGACCUUGCAAGAAAAAGAAAAAUACCUGAAAGUUUUGUUUGGCGCUUACCGUCGCCGGUUCUCAUUGCCUCCAGAACCAUUACUUAUUCCGCUCAAAUGGAAGACCACAUCCUGCACCGAUUUCCGCGAUUUCUCAUAUUCCUCAUUUGAUGCUUUGCAUUAUAUCCCGCCGUCAGUAUCACCGCCUCCAAAACCUCGCAGGAAUCCCGAGACAAUGUCGAGUCCCACUAUGGAUUUGGUGAAUACAGCAGAUCAAAACAGUAACAUCCUCAACAGGGAUUUAGAUAAUGAAUAUAUGUAUCGUGUCUAUGAGCAAAACUACGGACGUAGCCUUAGUCCUCACGAUCGGCAAGACUCAUUAGCCUCAGCAGAAGACCUAUCCAUCGUCCCGUUAGAUACAAACAAUUCAUCAAGCGACUCAAAUAGACCAAUGGAACUUACAGGUAGUGUACAAUAUAAGGUCGCACUCUCGAAGAAACAGAAGACAUUAAAGAAGGAGAUAUCGGGAUUACAGAGACAGAUCAAAGAAAUCGAAGGGCUUGAGAAAAGGACAGGAACUCUAACUACCAAACAGCUUCAGCGAAUAGCGAAGAAAGGAGAAAAGAAGGCGAGACUAGCCAGUUUGCGCAGACACCAACAGUCGAAUGACCCAGAAUCACAAACUGUCCAAAUGAUACAAAACCUCGAAAAGAGCCAUUCUUCCAGAUUUACACAGGCCGAAGAGAAAACAGGACCAGUAAAUAAUCUCGGAUCUGGAGUAGCACAAUCAUCAGUCUCUACCUCGUCUUCAAUUGAUUCUCUACCCCCCUUGCCUAGUCAAUUAAAUAAUGUCCAAACGAGAUUUGUUGAAUCCAAACCCCGAGUCUCAGCGCACUCCUAUGCCGGAAAAGCUGCGCAUAUACCACCAACACCGAAGCCUUUAAGAAAAGAAUAUCGCAGAGACAAAGAGGUAUCGUCAAAACAGGAAGAAUGGCCUUCCACGAGCUCCCAAGCUAGAGCACCAAGUACUCCUGUCACCAAAGAAGCCAAAACAAUAUCCUAUGCUGAAAAACUUAGGCAAAUGUCACCCAAGACUCCCUCCAAGCAGCAGAGCCACGAAACAAAUAUUGUGCCUAAAGCACAGGGUGAAUCGCCUUCCAGGAGUUCAGAGGCAAAAGAACUAAACUCUGAUGUUGCCAAAGAAGCUCCAACAAUUUCACAACCUGAAAAAUUUGGAAAAAUUGCACACAAGCCAGAAAAUUCACCAGCGCAGCAGGUUCUUGACGCCCCCAGUAUAUCUAACUUACAGGAGUGGCCUACCAUGAGUUCUCAGACGGAGGUUUCAGCAUCUAAUGUUAAUAAUUGGGCUCCAGAAACAUCAUAUGCUGAAAUGGUUGCGCAAGAACCACCUGAUCCAGAAGCUCUUGAAGAGCGCCCUGGAGACAGUGGUUCAUCUUCAGUACAGGAAGAAUGGCCUUCUAUAAGUUCCCAGACGGAGGUUUUAAGCUCUGAUGUCAUCGACCAAACUUCAGAAAUAUCAAAAGCUGAAAAGAAUGUUCAAGAAUCAAUAUCACCCAAGUUAGAAUCUUCUAAGGAACCUACCGUUAUUAAAACCCCAGCUCCAUUCCCGAUAUUGAGUGCAAUGGAAACACAAGCUACCGCAAUCACCAAUUUAAAAAGUUCCAAAAAACCUACUAUUGCUAAAAUUCAAGAUCCAUUUCCGAUAGUGGUUGCAAUGGAAACACAAUCUGUAGCAAGCGAUGAGUCGGAAUCCACAAGUUAUGCCGAUAUAACUUCCGGCCUUAAGAAAACCACGCAAGAUGUAAAAGCUAGCUUGAAAGUCCUUAAGUCGAAGUUGCCGCCUCCUGUUUAUGAAAUACAAGAGGAUUCCUCGUCGUUGAAUGAACUUCAAUCUUCUCCUGUUACAAAAAACGAAUCGACGUCUGCCUCUAACCGCACAUCAAAAGUUUCCAGCUCAAAGAAUGUCUUUCAAGAAGCAGGCGCUCCUUCAUCUGUGGCACGACAAUCAACAUCUUCUAUUUAUGUACCACCGCAAAGGAGAAGAAUCCCGUCUUCUUGCAGCCUGAAAUCUUCCUCUUCAUUACAAAGCGGAAACACCAAUGUCUACAUACCACCUCGAAGGAGAAGACUCUCCUCUACAUCAGAUGUUGAAUUCAUACUACCUUCUAAUUCCAUCUCGCUAAAUAAAAGACGUCUAUCUUUAGGAUCCAUGGGUGCUUUUUCGUAUAACUGUAAAACCCAUAAGCCUCCCAGUGCUGGAUUUCCCAAGUCACGGCCAAAUCAUCUCAAUACAGAAUCUCCAAAAUUGAGCGUUGUAAUCGAGGGUAAUCAAGAAGGUUCAAAUAGAAGCAUAUCCCCUGAAUUACAGGAUACAAACUCGAAAGAACGGACAUCACCAUUGCAAAAUCCGGCUCUGAAUAAUAAUCAAUUGCUAUUCCCGCCAACAGAGUUCCCAGAAGGCUCAACUAGAAGAAGUUCUUCGACGCCACCAGGUCUGGAUGCGGGAGAUAUGGAUCUCCGUAAGAAUAUCAGUCGAGCAAGUAGUCCAGGAUCUACAAACCUGCAGCUAAAACGAACACGAACUCUGAGGAGACCCGAAAAGCGACGUGCUCUAUCCUCUGGCUCCCCCAUAUCAACUCAAACAUCGUCAUUACUGGUUCCUGCAAUUGCAGUUCCCCAAAGAGAUAUCGCGCGUAAUUAUAAAGCGUCGUCUAAAGCUUCGUCGAGAAUAUUGUCUGAGACGGACUCUUCUGUUGGAAGUGCAAGCGAUACGGAUUCUCCAUUUGAACUUCCGCUGCCAGAUGAUUUUGAUAUCUCAUUCGAGCUUGAGCAUCCUGAUGAGUUUGAUACUUCGCUUCAUCAUCCCAAUCUAGAUGAUUUUCUAUUAAGCGAUGGUGAAGAUGAUGUGAAAAAAUGCCGGGUCUUGAAUUCCCCGGAUUCAUUUGAUUUAGGUAUUUUGUCUGACGGCUCUCCUGAUCAAGAUGCCAUAAACGCAAAUGCGGAUGCAAAUGCGGAUGCGGAUGCAGAUACAAAUGCAAAUGCAAAUACAAUAAUACCUAACAAUACCCCAAACAUCCCAGAAGCACAACCUUCGCGUAUCUCAUGGGCAAAUGAAAGCGAAAUCAUAAUUUGCUGGCAAUGCAACGGAGUAGGACACGUUACAUACGAAUGUCCCGAACGAGUCUUCAACCCUCUAAUCCAAGAAUCCAACAACAGCACUCCCACUACGACAUCUGAGCACAAUACCAACCAGGCAAUAGGAAUCCAAGACACAUCCACUCUGGAUCAAGAUACUGCUUUAAAUACCUCCCCUCCAACAACACCUACAGAGACGAAGCAAACAAAAGAAGAAGAAGAAGAAGAAGACAAAACCCCACUAGAAAGAAACCAUCCCAGUCCUACUCAUCCGCCCGGCGCAAUGAGAGAUGAUGGGUCCAUCGUUCCAUUUGUUGCCGGUGAUUGGAAAUGCGGCUGGAAGAGGUGUCAUUAUUGGAAUUUUGCGGCGAAUUCGUGUUGUUUGCGGUGUGGGGAUCGGGCGGCUUUUAUUCUGAGACCGGGGGUUGCUGGUGCUGGGGUUGGUCUUGAUAUUGAUGCUGGUGCUGAUACUAGUGCUGCUGACAGUUCUGAUGCUGCUCAUGGUACUAUUUGA